Messenger RNA from Solanum pennellii, 1430 nucleotides. RefSeq names its product protein SGT1 homolog. Gene Ontology annotation, biological process: protein stabilization; defense response to fungus. Gene Ontology annotation, cellular component: cytoplasm; nucleus. Gene Ontology annotation, molecular function: protein-folding chaperone binding. The transcript has 10 exons. Lineage: Eukaryota; Viridiplantae; Streptophyta; Magnoliopsida; Solanales; Solanaceae. The coding region runs from base 144 to 1256 and encodes 370 amino acids. The record is from RefSeq and is a predicted model, not a curated record.
ACAAAAAAAACUCCAAUAAUUGAAUCGAUUUUAUAUAUAAAGAGCCGAAAUAUUCCAAGGUCUCUGUAGUCUCAAAAAAAUCCAUUCCAAUUGCCAUUUCCCUCGUGUUCUAGAUACUUCUUCGGAGUUCCUCUCCAUCACCAAUGGCGUCCGAUCUGGAGACUAGGGCUAAAGAGGCAUUCAUCGACGACCACUUUGAACUCGCCGUUGACCUCUACACUCAAGCCAUAACGCUGAGCCCUAAGAACCCUGAACUUUUCGCCGACCGUGCUCAGGCCAAUAUCAAACUCAACUACUUCACUGAAGCUGUUGUUGAUGCGAACAAGGCCAUUGAGUUGGAUCCUACUAUGUCAAAAGCAUAUUUGCGCAAGGGGUUGGCCUGUAUGAAGCUUGAAGAAUACCAAACUGCAAAGGCAGCUUUGGAAAUUGGUGCCAGUUUAGCACCAGGAGAGUUAAGAUUCAGUAAGCUAAUGAAAGAAUGUGAUGAACAUAUUGCAGAGGAAGCUGGCGAAUUGCCUAAUCUGUCGGUGGAUAAAACCUCAGCUAGUGUUGUUGCACAUCCUACAUCUGAGUUAUCGGACAAUGUUGCUAUUGCGCCUGAAGGUGCUCAACCAACGGUCAACCAGUCCCAUCAAGGAUCUGCUGCCAAACCAAAAUACAGACAUGAAUUUUAUCAGAAACCAGAGGAGGUGGUGGUGACUAUAUUUGCCAAGGGCAUACCAGCCAAGAAUGUUGUUGUUGACUUUGGUGAACAAAUACUUAGUGUUAGUAUUGAUGUGCCAGGUGAAGAAACUUAUUCUUUCCAGCCUAGGUUGUUUGGCAAGAUAACACCUGCAAAAUGCAGAUACGAAGUGAUGUCUACCAAAAUUGAGAUCCGCCUUGCGAAAGCUGAGCUGUUACACUGGACAUCUCUCGAGUAUACAACGGAACCUGUUGUAAUUCAGAGGCCUAUUGUGUCAUCAGCUGCCCCGCGGCCCAGUUAUCCUUCCUCAAAACUGAGAAAUGUAGAUUGGGAUAAACUAGAAGCUGAAGUGAAAAAAGAGGAAAAAGAUGAAAAAUUGGAUGGAGAUGCAGCAUUGAACAAAUUUUUCAGAGACAUUUACCAAGAUGCUGACGAGGACACCAGAAGAGCCAUGAUGAAAUCCUUUGUGGAAUCUAAUGGGACUGUUUUGUCGACAAACUGGAAAGAAGUUGGCACAAAGAAGGUUGAAGGAAGCCCUCCGGAUGGCAUGGAGCUGAAGAAAUGGGAGAUCUAGAAUCGAUCCUCUGUUGAUGUUUUUUGACUUUGCAUUUUAAGUUGUUUCAUUGCUAUUUUUAUUAUAGAAGAAUCUGUUCAUAUUUUCUUUUCUAAGGUUUUAAGUUUUGUUCUUUGCUGUUGGAUUGAGAUAACAGUAAUAUAUCUUCAAAUUGUGGACAGCUUCUCUUUUCAA